Messenger RNA from Ictalurus punctatus (channel catfish), 6008 nucleotides. RefSeq names its product phosphatidylinositol-4-phosphate 5-kinase, type I, gamma a (gene pip5k1ca). The record is from RefSeq and is a predicted model, not a curated record. Bases 232 to 2283 code for a protein of 683 amino acids. The transcript is spliced from 18 exons. Lineage: Eukaryota; Metazoa; Chordata; Actinopteri; Siluriformes; Ictaluridae. Gene Ontology annotation, biological process: phosphatidylinositol metabolic process. Gene Ontology annotation, molecular function: phosphatidylinositol kinase activity.
UCAGCCGAGGGUUCUGUGUUUGCUUUACGCUGCUCGCUACAGGGGAGUCUGAUGUAGGGAAAAGAAAAGCCUGAAGCCACUACAUGGCAGUGCAUGUGAGAGGAGCAGGGCGCGCGGUCACAUCCACCUCAGUUCACAAUGCGCUCGCGCUGCUGAGAGCUACUGGCCGGUAGACUGCAGGACAGCGGGACAGAGGCACGAGCACGCGCGCUUUCAGCUUUCAGACCCGGAAUGGAGGCGGCAGCCGAUGGGGCGAGCAGCCUGGCUGAGGCCGAGGAUGGCAGCCCGUUAUCCGACGACGAACCGGAGUCUGGGGUCGGUGACAGCCCAACGAUGGAUGCAGGUGAUCCGGAUGCUGUCAAAAAGGCUUUCAUCACAGAGAUGGCAUCAUCUUCAGGCCAGCCAGGCCUCGGGAAAAAGAUGGGACACAGAGGAGUGGACGCUUCUGGAGAGACAACGUACAAGAAGACCACAUCAUCAGCACUAAAAGGAGCCAUCCAGCUCGGCAUUGGCUACACGGUGGGCAAUCUGAGCUCCAAGCCCGAGCGGGACGUCCUCAUGCAGGACUUCUAUGUAGUGGAGAGCAUCUUCUUCCCUAGUGAAGGGAGCAACCUGACACCUGCCCACCACUUUCCAGACUUCCGCUUCAAGACGUAUGCUCCUGUGGCUUUCCGUUACUUCAGGGAGCUGUUUGGAAUUCGUCCCGAUGACUAUCUGUACUCUUUGUGUAACGAGCCUCUGAUCGAGUUGUCGAACCCAGGAGCCAGCGGUUCUGUGUUCUAUGUUACCAAGGAUGACGAGUUCAUCAUCAAGACCGUCAUGCACAAGGAGGCUGAGUUCCUUCAGAAGCUUCUGCCUGGAUAUUACAUGAACCUUAACCAGAACCCUCGCACAUUGCUGCCAAAGUUUUUCGGUUUGUACUGCGUGCAGUCCGGAGGAAAGAACAUCCGGGUGGUGGUGAUGAACAACAUCCUGCCCAGGGUGGUACGCAUGCACCUUAAAUAUGACCUCAAGGGUUCCACAUACAAGCGCCGGGCCUCCAGAAAAGAGCGAGAGAAGGCAAGGCCAACAUUUAAAGACCUUGACUUCAUGCAGGACAUUCCUGAGGGCUUGAUGCUGGACGCGGACACUUACAGCGCCCUGGUCAAGACGCUUCAGAGGGACUGCUUGGUGCUGGAGAGUUUUAAGAUCAUGGAUUACAGUUUGUUGCUGGGGCUGCAUAACCUGGACCAGGCUGAGACAGAGCAGAACACUGACGGCUCGCAGAGCAGCAGUGACGGGAAGAGACCACCAGCCCAGAAAGCCCUCUACUCCACCGCCAUGGAGUCCAUCCAGGGAGCCUCGGCCUGUGGAGAGGACGUCGACACAGAGGACACGAUGGGAGGCAUCCCGGCAGUGAACAGUAAAGGAGAGCGUCUGUUGCUGUACAUUGGCAUCAUUGACAUCCUGCAGUCUUACAGGCUAAUAAAGAAAUUAGAACACACAUGGAAAGCUCUCGUUCAUGACGGGGACACAGUGUCUGUUCACCGGCCUUCUUUCUAUGCAGACAGAUUCUUCAGAUUUAUGAGCAGCACAGUAUUUCGGAAGAGCACUUCCUUGAAGUCCUCUCCCUCAAAGCGUGGUCGCGGAGGCCUUGCUGUGCUCAAAUACUCAGGGCCUGGAGCUGCAUGGUCAAUCAGCCAGCUUCCCUCCGAGAGAGACGACAGCAUUUACGACCUGCGAGGAGCCCGUAGCUUCCCCACGUUGGAGGACGAAGGACGCUCAGAUGUGCUUCCCUGCACACCUCCAUCGUUUGAAGAUGCCACCACAGCCUCCAUCGCCACUACACUCUCCUCCACCACCUCUCUCUCCAUUCCCGAGCGCUCCCCAUCUGACACCUCUGAGCACCCACGCUACAGGAGACACACCCAGUCUAGCCAAGACGGAACGACUCAGGAGGAAGAUCAGCAGACCAUCACAGUAGAGGUGGAGUUGAAGAGACAAGACAGUGAGCCUACACUAAUAGCACCGCAACCUUCUCCAGAGACAAGUGAAGAACCGGAGCUACAUGCUGAAGCUUCCUGUUCCACAGUUCCUGCGAAUCCUAAAAUAGUGGUGGACUCAGACUGCACUAGUCAAGCCUCUGGUUGCCCCAGCCACUCCUCUGUAGACGAGGAUGAUGAUGUGCCAAUUACUGAUAUCUACUUUCCUCCGGAGGAGAGGAGCUGGGUUUAUUCUCCUCUGCACUACGCUACAGAGUCUAGGACUCUGCCCACAGGGGAUGAGGACAGCGAUACCCAGUGAGUGUGACAACUCCGGAGAUCGAUCAAGCGUGACGUGGCUUCCAACUCAACUGACUAAACUUCCUACCACAUUUUUAAUUGACUGGUGUCUUCGAUUCUCAUCCCAUCCUGAUCCAGAACUACUUGCAGGCUGCAGUGUGAAGCUUUGUGUUGAACGUACACUAGCGUCAUUCCCCUGUUUUCCUCCUGUCAUUCCAUCUACUACUAACAGCACCACACCAACCAGUAAUAACUGUAUCCUUAGAGAUAACAUUCCUGUAAUUCAUAAAACGUUUUUUAUUUGUUUUUUUACUUUUCUAUGUGUGUGAUUCUCUGAGUGUGAUACUGUGAACAUGCUUUUCAUAUGUAUAGAUAAAACGUUUGGUGUGUAAUGUGAGUUUGGAGGAAGCUUGCUCUGUAUUCUACAAUUAACUUCACUCUGUGAUAUAAUGAACUAUUGGUAAUGUUAUACUGUCAGCUAUAUCAGGGGUGGACAAAUGAUAAAUUUAUUAGCCAACCCACCAGCCCAGAGUUCUUACCCAGUCUGAUGUUUUGGUUGCCCGGAAACCCGAUUAACCAAGCUAAAAACUGGUACCUAGCAUAAUGUAGUAACAUAUGGCCAGGUAGUAAGUUAGUACUUUAAUACAAACUAAAGGAAUCAAAUUAGUAUAUGAAUUCCAAGGAAGGGGAUGACUCCGACGAUGUGCUUAUCCUCCCCUGAUUUAGUUUGCAAUGUAGCACGUUGUGUUUGCAAACUUGACGAAACGUCACCAAGUUGUUGCUGAAUUUCGGCUGUGAGAUGUUUUGUUCUCUCCUCACAUCACUUAAAUGGAUUUGGUUGAUUAAAAAUAUGACUUAAAUCGGGCUAGCAUCUUUCAACAUGUUCAACACGCAUUUCCUGUCAACAUGUUUAACUGAGAGGUGACUGAGAGUUAGAUGACUGUGAUGCACUUUGUUUUGCUCAGUUUCACCUGUGUAAGAUUGUCCAUCAUCUGUGUGCACUAAUUAGUUUACCUAGUAUAAAACAUCCUACCAGCGCCGUGGCGGAUGUGUGUAGUGGAGCAGGUGGUGGAAUUCAGAAGCAUCGUACCAAUAUAAAGCACAGUAGGUUUAAACAGAAAUACCAAAUGAAAAUGUUAGUUUUUAAAUAGUUCAUGGGAAGUAAAUAUUAGUUCCAUAAUCUUAUUGAUGAACCUAAUUGUCCAUUUGGUAACAAUGAAUCACUUGCUUACCUCGGGUACCCAGGUCAGUAAUUUGUUCACCUCGGCAUAUAGACCGUUAUCUCUAAAUCUUACGGCCUCAUGCAUAACGUUGGUCAAACAUUAUUCAGGACAACAAUAUCGUGACACAUGGGACAGAAAGACAGUUGCUUUAAACCGUUCUCUUUUUUUUUGUUUUGCUGGCGUUAACACACCCUUCUAGCUCAGCAAUGCAAAUUCACACAAGUGAGAGGAACAUGAUUAACAAACAGCAACAUGCUCCGACUAAACAGCAAGAGCAAUGAAACAAGUUUGUUCUCAAAAGGAAUAUUCCAGCGUUCUUGAUUUCCCCAACCUAAUCUCUCUAUAUACCACAUGUGUAAUACAUAGGCAGAUAGUCGUGACAACAGUAUUGACAUUUCCUUGUACAGAGAAAAGAACAAAAAGCCUUGGGGCAGAUGAUCAAUUCUGUCAAAACAACAUUUAUAUUAUACAACUGUAUAAGGUGAAUGAACAACUCUAAUAUUAAAUGUAUUUUAAAUGAGACAGAGGUGAGACCAAAAGCUUUUCUUCUAUAGAUUUAUCCAACUUUACAGCACUGGCACAGUAUAGUUUAAAAAAAAGUAAUUCCAGUUACUUACACUUUUUUUGGGUUUUGUGAAGCAGCAAUAUAUAAAUUCUUUCUUGUGAGAAAGUUGUUCCAUCUCUUUUACACAAGAAUGAAUUAUACUGAUAGAGCUUAAUUUACUUAGAAAUACUUUUAAAAUACUUAGAGCUUAAUUUACAGAGACAUAACUGAAAAAGUGACAAAAGUCCUUUAUAACAUUUUUUGAUAUUCCAACAACUUCAAUUAUAAAUGACUUUCAAGUAAACAGAUUUUAAUUUCUAGUACAAGGAAAAGUGGCCAGGUUUGUUCACUACAGAAGUGAUAAAUAGAGAAUAGUUUGAAAAACAUUCAGAGUUUUAUGCAAGCUGUAACAUACACAUGGAUUAUUUGUUGACUGAGGUAUUACGGAUGGUUUGAUCUGCUUUUGAUGCAUUCUGGGCGAUUUCAGCUCCUGCAGAUUUCUUUAAGCCUCUCAAGGAUCACCCAAGAAACUUCAGUUGAGUUUAUAAAGUACAGCUUCUAACAAACAUGAUGACCAAGUGGGAAUGACCAAGGGGAAGUCAAAAGGAGCGUGUUAAUUAAACACAGCAUUGGAAAUAAUUGAUAUGUUUCCACACACAAUAUAUAGAAUCACAGCAGAUUUUAUUUGGGUUAUUUGAGGUUAAAGACACUAUAAAUUCCCAGUUUCCUGAGAACUCUUCCUUAUGAAGGCUGUAUUUACAUUUUCAUGUUCGAUAAAGGCCUAUCUUUAAAACUUAUAGACAUGCUUUCCUCUUACGACUGUUCAACCACAGCACUUUAUUUCACCAUAUCACAAUCAUUUGAGCGGAUGUUUCCUACCAGUGUUGUGAUCUACAAUGCAGGAAAGGUUUAAAGAAUUUGUUCAAAUGUAUAUUUAUUUGUAUGUAUAGAGUAAUUUACGUGUGUAUGUGUUUGAAAGUGUGAGCGUGAGGACGUGUGAUUUAAUAGAUAUUUGAUGGGUGUUAAAAUGCUGAUCACGAUCACAAUGCUGUUGUGUGAUAUAAUGGACCUACAGCAGCAAUACAGCGUGUUUGUCAUUUUUGGUUGCCUUAUUUAUUUCUUAUUUUUAGUGUUCUGACACCAUAGUUAGUGACUCAAUAAUGAUAUGUACAUAGAAAUAUAAAUACAAAUAAUGAAGAAAUACUGACUAUAUUUUAUCCUGUGAAUUUGGAGGUUGUUUUUUUUUGUUUGUUUGUUUGUUUGGUUGUUUUUUGUUUUUUUUUACUUCCCUCAAGCUGCACAUAAAAAUGAAUCAAGUGAAGCAGAUUCUUCCCAAGAUGAAGAGCGUGCAGCCGUAUUUGCGUUUCAGACGUCACUUUGUGCCGUAUGUGUAAACUUUACUGAAUAUGCAAAUAAUACGAUUGCAUCAUCUUAUGAAAGUUAAGCUGUGUCUGUGUAUGUGUGGUUAAAAAUGUGUGGCCAUGAUCAAUUAGACUAACUGACGCUGUAGAGACCAAGCAUGUUGUCAUUGAAAAUUGUAAAUAUAAAUUGAAAAUUAAACAUUUUAUCCUUUUUUAUUUAUACAAGAAGCUUAAAGAGAUGGUUCAGCGAAAAAUCUUUAUUUACAUGAUUUUCCCUUUAAAACAAGUGUAAUCGAUCAACCAAGACCUGUCUGGUUUUGCAAUGGAGCUAUGAGGUUAUUGUAGCUAACAAGUAAUGAAAGGCUAUCUCACCCAAAGUUAUCUGUAAAUAAUCAUCCAGUUAUUAAGUAAUGUUAAUGCUGUAAUGUUAUGAUGUUAUAGAAAACUCGGGGGAAAUUGUGCAAAUGAUUUUUUUUUUUGCUGAACUGUUUCUUUAAUUGAUGAGUAGUUCAUAAGAGUGUGUGUGUGUGUGUAUGUGUGUGAGAGAGAGAGUCUGUGUACACGUGCAAGUGCAUUUAUUUGACUUUCUCUGGAAAUAAAUAUACUUGACAGCUGUUAA